Phragmites australis (common reed) is the source of this 923-nucleotide messenger RNA. Its product is annotated as large ribosomal subunit protein eL20-like. NCBI's taxonomy places the organism in Eukaryota, Viridiplantae, Streptophyta, Magnoliopsida, Poales, Poaceae. The record is from RefSeq and is a predicted model, not a curated record. Gene Ontology annotation, molecular function: structural constituent of ribosome. Gene Ontology annotation, cellular component: ribosome; cytosolic large ribosomal subunit. Bases 131 to 667 code for a protein of 178 amino acids. Gene Ontology annotation, biological process: translation. The transcript has 4 exons.
CUCCUCAGUCCUCCCGCUCGCCUCACCUAUAAACUCCCGGAUCGAAAACCUCCUCCGCCGCCGCCAUCACGGAGCAUCGCAUCCCGUACGCCUCCCCCGGCCAGCGACCCCCGCCGCAUCUCUGGCGAAGAUGGUCGCCUUCAGGUUCCACCAGUACCAGGUGGUGGGGAGAGGCCUGCCGACGCCGACCGAUGAGCACCCCAAGAUCUACCGCAUGAAGCUCUGGGCCACCAACGAGGUCCGCGCCAAGUCCAAGUUCUGGUACUUCCUCCGCAAGCUGAAGAAGGUGAAGAAGAGCAACGGCCAGAUCCUCGCCAUCAACGAGAUCUUUGAGAAGAACCCCACCACGAUCAAGAACUAUGGCAUCUGGCUGCGUUACCAGAGCAGGACUGGCUACCACAACAUGUACAAGGAGUACCGUGACACAACCCUCAAUGGUGCUGUUGAGCAGAUGUACAAUGAGAUGGCUUCCCGCCACCGUGUCAGGUCCCCUUGCAUUCAAAUAAUCAAGAAUGCUACAGUCCACUUCAAAUUGUGCAAGCGAGAUAAUACUAAACAGUUCCACAAGUCGGACAUCAGGUUUCCGCUGGUGUUCCGCAAGGUCAGGCCAUCAACCAGGAAACUGAAGACCACCUUCAAGGCUUCGAGGCCAAACUUGUUUAUGUGAUCCAAGUCAUCCUUCCUAAUCUGUAAGCUCGGACAGUAUGGAGGGUUGCUAGUUCAGAUUCAUCAUAUCUAUUUGUGAUCUAUUGUUUCUAUAAUCUAACCGGUAGGUCCAUGAUGUGGCCUUUCUUAGGUUGAUGAAUAUCCUCUUUCUUUAUUUUGGCUCCCUUUUGAUAAUCUGAUGCCUUAUAUGUAUAAUUCCAACUGUCUUCGUCUUUCAUGUUCAUUAUUUAAUUAUCUGAAUUGGUGUUGGUUGCAUA